AAAACCAGCACGUAUCCUCUGCUGCUGGUUUCUUAUUUUCUUAUCUAACUUUCCUUUCCUUCGUUCGUUGUAUCUUUGCUAACGAUUCGUAGCAUGUCUUUCAGAGGAGGGGUGAAUGCAGCUUCUGGCCUUGGAGUUGCUGAUCACAGUAAAAACGCAUUUUUGGAACUGAAGAGGAAGAAGGUGCAUCGUUAUGUGAUUUUUAAGAUUGAUGAAAAGAAAAAGGAAGUUGUGGUUGAGAAGACUGGAGGUCCAGCUGAAAAUUAUGAUGACUUCACAGCAGCGAUGCCAGAGAAUGACUGCCGAUAUGCGGUUUAUGACUUUGAUUUUGUGACCUCUGAGAAUUGCCAAAUGAGCAAGAUCUUCUUCAUUGCAUGGUCACCCUCAAUUUCACGGAUCCGGUCCAAGAUGCUGUAUGCCACUUCCAAGGACAGGUUCAGGAGAGAGCUUGAUGGCAUCCACUAUGAGAUUCAGGCUACUGACCCUACUGAAAUGGAUCUUGAAGUGAUCAGAGACCGUGCACACUGAGCAUUUCUUUUGGUUCAAAGGGUUUUGCAUCAAACACCAGCUAGGCUAGCUGAGCUUUUGCUGGUCAAAAAGGAUAAGGGCCUUCCCUGCUUAACUUAGUUACUAAUAUGUGCAGUUCUGUUUCUGACGUUGGACAUAUGGCUUUAUAGUUAAAUAAAUCAGAACCUGGGAAGGCUGAUAGGGUUGGAGGAAGCCCUUGUCUAGACAUUGAGCGCUGGGAACUCUUGGCUUUCUUUUAAUCAUGAUGCUUCUCAGAUUCAGUUGGGAUUUGGUGGAUAUUGGUAAUUGGCUCUAAAGUAUAUAUUAUAUAUGAAAUGGGUGUUAGUCGCA
Molecule: messenger RNA, 858 nt
Organism: Telopea speciosissima
Lineage: Eukaryota; Viridiplantae; Streptophyta; Magnoliopsida; Proteales; Proteaceae
Product: actin-depolymerizing factor-like
Exons: 3
Coding region: 94-528 (144 amino acids)
Biological process (GO): actin filament depolymerization
Cellular component (GO): actin cytoskeleton; cytoplasm
Molecular function (GO): actin filament binding
Source: RefSeq, a predicted model, not a curated record